Molecule: messenger RNA, 312 nt
Organism: Anopheles aquasalis
Lineage: Eukaryota; Metazoa; Arthropoda; Insecta; Diptera; Culicidae
Source: RefSeq, a predicted model, not a curated record
AUGAUAAUUAAUGAAAGAUCACCAGCCAUGCCGGACCGUUCCGUUGCCAAAGCCGGUGCUGGGAGUGCAACUACAAGGACGACCCAAACGACGACGACCAUCGUGGAAACGUGGGCCAAGCUGCUCGAACAUCAAUCGUCGGUGCAGUCCGCUCCGGCGGAGCUGAUAGCUGGUGAAGCGGAAAGUGCGAGAGCGCCAAGGCGUAAUGAGGCGUUGGAAAAUACCGUGACCGCAAUGGGGUCAACGGUUUCCGCUACAACACCUAACUAUCAGCUUCGUUUCAAUGUGAAGCUUCCGGCGGCGAGUACGUGA